Molecule: messenger RNA, 1161 nt
Organism: Dama dama (fallow deer)
Lineage: Eukaryota; Metazoa; Chordata; Mammalia; Artiodactyla; Cervidae
Gene: ZNF524
Product: zinc finger protein 524
Exons: 2
Coding region: 136-933 (265 amino acids)
Cellular component (GO): nucleus
Source: RefSeq, a predicted model, not a curated record
UUGGCUUCCCUCCUCCCCGCCGCCCUCCCUUCUCCCUCUUUCCCGUCCCUUUCCCAGCUGCUGGAGGGUAGAGAAGCCGGGGCGGCGCCAUCUUGGCCCGGCUCCAGUGCCCAGACCCAAGCCCCCCACUGCUCAAUGGACACCCCCAGCCCAGACCCGUGGCCUUCGCCUUUGCCUGAGGAAGAAGAGAAACCUCUGGCCUUAUCUCCUCCUGUUCCCCGGGGCCGCCGAGGCCGAAGUCUUGGGGGGGCCACCUCCUCCAACCGGACGCUCAAGGCCUCCCUCUCGCGCAAGCGGGGCCGCCCAGCCAAGUCAGAGCAGGAGCCCCCCCUGACACAGGGGGUGAGCGCCCCGGUGGGCAGCAGCGAUGGCAGUGACCUCCUGCUGAUCGAUGAUCAGGGUGUGCCCUACACGGUCUCCGAAGGGUCAGUGGCUGGCGGGCCCGAGAGCUCUGGCCCCGGCCCUAAGAAGGCGCCGCACUUCUGCCCGGUGUGCCUUCGGGCCUUCCCCUACCUCUCCGACCUGGAGCGUCACAGCAUCUCACACUCAGAGCUGAAGCCGCACGAGUGCAAGGAUUGCGGCAAGACCUUCAAGCGGUCCAGCCACCUGCGGCGGCACUGCAACAUCCAUGCGGGCCUGCGGCCCUUCCGCUGCCCGCUCUGCCCCCGCCGCUUCCGAGAGGCGGGUGAGCUGGCCCACCACCACCGCGUCCACUCCGGCGAGCGCCCCUACCAGUGCACGGUGUGCCGGCUGCGCUUCAUGGAGACCAACACGCUCCGGCGGCACGCCAAACGCAAGCACCCCGAGGCCAUGGGGGCACCUAUGUGUCCUCCGGACCCAGAGCCUGAAGCGCCGUGGGACGACGACGGUAUCCCCGCCACGGCAGGGGCCGACGACGAGGAGGAAGAGCUGGAGGGGAAAGAGCUGGCCUGACCCACACCCCCGGCCACCGCUCCCCCGGCCAGGCUUAGAGCUGGGCGUGCCCCGGGUGCGGUGCCUGGGCAGCGAGGCCGGGACACCUUGUCUGGUGGUCUUCCCGUUCUGGGAGUGGGCUGAGGGUGCAGACCUCAGCUUCUGGGUCCUGCUGCCUUCUACCACCCUCCGGCGGACUGACAGGCCUGUGGAGGCAGGGGCUGUGGAAAUAAAUCUCUGCCUACUGCC